GAAGAAGCAACAGUGGAACACUUGCUUACAUGUGUCAAUUAACACUUCUGAAGCGGACUGGCUUUGCAUCAAAUUAGCUCGCACGGGAUCAUCGCUCCCGCUUUCCAGUUUGAAGUUGGAAUACAUCAUAUUUUGUGAGAAUCGGAUUGGAGGCUCUUGGAGCAAUUCUGUAGAAGAAUUGGGGUAAAUCCUUAACGGGAGAACUCGCCUGAUAAGGCGGUGUGCCGUUGGCACACCUGAGGGUUUGAUUUCUGCGCAGCUGCGAAUUGGCAGCUAGGACAGAACGGCGUAUGCUGUAAAGACUGGCCAAUGGCAUUUUGCCGGCGCUAUAAAGAAGAAGAAGAAGAACAGAUCCCUAGUAUCUCCACCAAUGAAGUCAUGUCCCUCUCCAGUGUCGGGAACAAUUAUGCCACACGGAAUUCGAAUUCCCAAAUGUCAGGAUCUGGUCCACCUUCUACUUAUAAUACAAAGGGAAGUUACCAAUCGUCGCAAUCUGCAUCCCAUCAGCAAAGCAAUUACAAACAAGGAAGCGCACAACAAAAUUUACCCAGCGUCAAAUCACAGCAGCAGCCGCAACAACAGCAGCAGCAAUCGCAGCAGCAGCAGCAACCACAACAACAAUCGAUGCAAAUGACAUCAGCCUCUGCACCGACACGGCCAUUACCGCAAGUAAAACAGCAAGUAACAUCUCAGCAACAAUUACAGCAACAAGGACAGCAGCAGCAGCCGCCGCCGCAGCAGCAGCAGCAGCAGCAGCAGCAGCAAUCACCGCAGCAUCAGCAGGGUCAACAACAAUCGGUGCAACAGCAGCAGUCGUCGCCUCAGGCUCCACUGCCUCAACGAUUGAAGCCGAUCUUGAAGCAAAGUGUGUUGCAACCGACCGUGUGUCUCACUGCUACUCCACAAUCCAAGACCUCUCAGCCUAAUGUACCUCCACCGCUUUCAGCUGCGUCAACCUCUAGUAAUGUCAAAACUGAAAGUGUAGACAAGGGAGAUAUGUCUGAGAAUAUGAACAUCGAUCUGCAGGAGCAACCGAGGUGGCGAAGGAAGACACCUGGAUUUAAAGUGAACAAAAAGCUGAAGCGACUUCGUAUGAAUCAACGUUUGAGGAAGACCCUGCAGCCUAAGAACGCGAUCAUGGUAUUAAACGAGAUGAAAGCUGGAUGUCAAUUUACAUUCCCCGAAACACCAGGCCACGUGUCAAAUUCGCUCUAUCUCGUUCACGCGGAGCUCGAUGGUAAAACUUAUGUUGGACAAGGCUUGUCGAAGCCACUUGCUCGUCAAGCCGCAGCAGAGAAUGCUUUAAAAGCGUUGUUAUUAGAAAAAAUGACAGCUGCAUCUAUGAAAGCGCGUAUAGAUGCCGAAUCAGAUGGACAAGCCAAUUCAUCUUCGGAUACUAUGAAGGAUGAAAGCAACGAAGAUGUGUCAAUGGAUAACAAUUCCGCUGAGGAUGAGAUCCCAUGGAGCUCAUUAGCCAGUUUCGCACUUUAUAAGCUUUUCCUCGAAUGGCACAAUCAGGGCACGUCAGUCCCGGUCACACGUCCUGGUUUGCCAGCUGCAAAAGGAGUUAAGAAAGAGAGUGCUGGUGGCUCUCCCAGGGCUCCUACUCAGAAGGAACUACCACCGAAUCCUACGAACAUACAUCCGGUUAUGUUGCUGAAUCAAAUGAGACCCGGGUUAACGUACGUAGAAGUUAACCGUCUUGGUAAUCCACCAAACACGACGUUCACUCUAUCUGUUGAAGUUAACGGAGUCAGCUAUUCAGGAACAGCCAAGAACAAGAAAGAUGCUAAAAAAGCAGCGGCCAAGGCAGCGUUAUUAUCAUUAUACAGCUUAACUUAUCCUGAUGAAAUUGCUAAAGAACCUAUGCAAAUAGAUUAAAGCAAAUGAAACGCCCGA
Harpegnathos saltator (Jerdon's jumping ant) is the source of this 1899-nucleotide messenger RNA. Its product is annotated as double-stranded RNA-specific editase 1. Gene Ontology annotation, cellular component: RISC-loading complex; RISC complex; nucleus. Lineage: Eukaryota; Metazoa; Arthropoda; Insecta; Hymenoptera; Formicidae. The transcript has 6 exons. Gene Ontology annotation, biological process: regulation of regulatory ncRNA processing; siRNA processing. The coding region runs from base 310 to 1881 and encodes 523 amino acids. Gene Ontology annotation, molecular function: double-stranded RNA binding; siRNA binding. The record is from RefSeq and is a predicted model, not a curated record.